Branchiostoma floridae (Florida lancelet) is the source of this 3422-nucleotide messenger RNA. RefSeq names its product zinc finger CCCH domain-containing protein 10-like. The record is from RefSeq and is a predicted model, not a curated record. Gene Ontology annotation, molecular function: metal ion binding. Lineage: Eukaryota; Metazoa; Chordata; Leptocardii; Amphioxiformes; Branchiostomatidae.
GGUGGCGUGCUGUGCGCAAAAUAUAGCUUCGCUUGGCGGAGGGACAGAAAGUCGACAGCGUCGGUCAGAAACAGCAUUUUGGCCAAGGUUUUCUCAAGUUGGUCCUUUGGGCACGGGCACUGACGGAAAAUCACAAGAGGAGCGCCACCUGGACAGUCUGGAUUUACUCUUGGUGGUUUUUCUCAAUCCUGCGCGAGCUGAAAAUUGGCAUUGAAAACAUUGCCGGCGGAAAGUGAAGCAACCCGGGUAGGAAAUAUCGCCUGGCGCGGUGACCGAUAGGAUAGCGCUCGAUUGCGAAACGCAAGCUCAAAGCGGAAUCUGACAGGGCGACAAAGUCGAAGUGAGGAUCCCAGCGCGAGAGUUCAAGCGGCGAAAGCGGCGCCAGCAGCAGCGAAGUUUCCCAGCCUGCCGUGUAGCUUCAGGUGGCGUCGAAAAGUCCCGUAGAUUGCUCCUUAGCGAGGCGACUGCUGAGUAAGACUGCUAGGUCACUAGUCUAUAAGCAGGACCUCUACCUAUUUAAGACAUAUCCUGUCAUUCGUAAGAAUACAGAUAGAAGCUGUUAAAAGGCCGCAGCAUGAGUGAUAAGAAUAAGGACGACGACAUCUGCCGCGACUUUCUGCGGAACGUCUGCCGGCGAGGCAAGCGGUGCAAGUACCGCCAUCCCGACGAGGGCGAAGGUGCUGGUGGCCAACAGAAGCAAUCUUACGCCUUCUGUCACGACUACCAGAACAAGGGCUGUGAUAGGAACAACUGCAAGUUCAUCCACUGCACAAGGGAAGAAGAGGACUUCUACAAGCAGACUGGAGAGCUGCCGUCUAGUCUACAGAAGCAGACAGGCGUGGGUUCGGGCGGCGUAGGGGCUGGAAUGCUUGGGUUAGGCGCUAGUAACGGCGGCGGAUCGUUGGGGGGCGGAGACAUACCAAUUGGCCGUGACUUUCUGAAGAAUGAGUGUCACCGUGGUUCCAAGUGUAAGCUUCGCCAUAUGGCCCAAGAUGAGUACGACUAUCCCUUGAGUUCACGUGACUCACUAGCACCGGAGCCACCCCUGCCGUCCUACACCUCUCGGUACGACUCGUACGAACCCCGCUACGAUGAUUAUGAGUACGAUCGCCUUCGGCUGAAGCGACGCAGAGAUGACCUGGACUUCGACUACCGUGAACGGGAACGCGACUACGAACCUCCACGGCCACGCCCUCUGGACUACCGAUUCCUUGAAGACGAAAACAUCAUGCUCCGUAGAAAGAUCGACGAGUUGAAGAAGCAGGUGUCCGAUCUCCAGGCGACCAACGAAGUCCUGCUCGAGCAGAACGCACGCUACCGAACCGAGCGGGCGCUGCAGCGGUCCGGCACCCCGCCUCGCUCCGAAAACCUCCCCGUCACUAACUAUAACCACGGUAUAAUCUCCCAAGCCAUCACGCACACCAUCAGCCAUGCUAGCGUAACCAACCCACAGAUUCCACAGGCACCUAGCGUAACGCAGCUCAACAGCGCAUCCCUAAACCAAGCUCAGUCGCGAGGGCUCGCCCAGGACCUGCUGUCCGGGCCUAACGCCGCCGCCGCCUCUGCAGCAGCUAUCCCCAUUUCCCACCAAGGUAGCACCUUGCCCGUGUCUGUGGCACAGGCCAUCGCUUCAGUCGCGCAGCAGGGUUUGGUGUCUUACCCUAUCAUGACUGGUAACAUGCGAACCGCCAUGGCACAGAGCAGCUUGUCCCAGAGCUUGCCCCAACACUAAACACGGCCUAACACCAGUGGCAUUACCUUUACCGUUUCCAUGCGCAGUACAUAUUUCGGUUUCCAUCAUAUUCAGAUGAUGAUGGUCGUCUGCAUUCAAUUGUUGGCUAAAAGGCUAGUUUGUUAAUGUUUCGAAGAGGGCAAAGGACAACUAUAACGUCAACAACAGGGUAGCGAUGAUGUCUUUAAUGCUGUAGGCUUGAGGUGUUGAAUGUCCUCAUCGUACUUACGCAACCACCUCUUUUUGUAUUUUGGGGUGGAGUUUCGUUUGAGUCUGUAUAAACCGUAGACAGUUGCGCGUCCUGAAUGCUGCAAGAAGCCCUGUGUAUCGUUACCAUGUCUCUUCACAGUGCCCAGAUGUAAUUUUUGUAUGCUUGUAUUAGCGUCAUAUUUAGAGAUUGUUUUAUACAUGUUUGAUCUAUCUUUAUUUCUUUUCUGUUUUACUCAAGAUCGAUCUAUAGACGGGGUAGAUUGGUAAAAAAGGGGAAAACUUCUAUAUUACCAUACCAUACUAAACAGUACAAUAGAGUAAGAAUAGAGUUAUGCGUCCAGUAUUUUCGCUGUACUGGUAAGAAGCAAUGUAUGUAGCAGCAUAUUGGCUUUUGUUUGUAUUUUCAAUAUGGUGUUACAUGUAGUGCUAUAGUGAAUACCGCUACCAACAGUAGUGAAAUCAAACUUUUAUAUCUAUUUAGUUUGGUUGUCUUGCGAAUGUACGCGAACCACGGGAAGAGCACAGUCAGGUCAACAAAACCCACGAGAUGACUGAAAGCGUCUGUAUAGCAGGAAAGAAUGUGAGUGUAGCAUAUACUUGACUCCAAAAUAACGUUUCAUCACAGCCUUCAUAAGCAACACAGUGUCAUAUCUUUAUUAGAGUGCAUAAGUAUAGCUGCAACUCGUGUUUAUAAUUUUUUUAUUGUUGUAGGUGACAUAAAUUUUAUGUAACGGAUAGCCACGGGCCUACAGUUAUGUUCUGUCUUUAACAAUUGUGAUAUUCUCACAGCUGUUUUGCAACGUAUGUAAGUCGUUCGGGUAACAUUUCACAGCUUCUUGUAACAUUUUUAAAAUCGUUUAUAUACACCUUCCUUGAUCAUUCCUUUCCGAAAUGUGGCGACCCUACGAGUACGCCUUUUGUAGAAAAUCAGUAUACAGUGGACAAGUACACUACUGAUAGUUUCCGUGUGGUGAACAAUUUAAUCUGUUAAUUUCGUGUAGGAUGAAAACUCUUAACAUGGUCGCGUAGUCACAUUGGGGCCCAAGCUGUAAUGCCCUGGCUGCAUUCCAGACCUGCUCGAAGCGCAAGUUGCUUCGUAUAGUAUACUGUGCGAUGGAAGCAGUUGUGAAUUCUCGUCCUUUAUUUUACCACUUUCACUAGUUGUAAUUAAAGGUUAACAGAAACGAUAUGAAAAGAAAAUUGUUUGUUUUUAGUCUUGGGCUUCACUGUGACACGGGAGUCGUGUCUACCUCUCUUGCUGCACAGAAAAUAGUUUGUACCAUUACUCGUUAUCAGUGACAUGACCGGCUUAUAAUGCCUGGGAUUUACGAAAUGUGUAGAUGGUGUAUUGAUAUACGAGAAAAGUGUAUUUUCCGAUUAGCUCCUAAAUACAGGAGUCAGUGGACAGAAAUGUCUGUCAAUGGACCAAUAGGACUAUUCGUAAGCAGUUGGUCAAUUAAAACGUGUGCUGUAUUAAUGA